AUGGCCAACUACUCAAUCUUUAUCAUGAACACUGAACUCGAGAUCUAUAAAAAACUACUCAAUUCCAUCAUAAAUACUCUCCUUUUUUUCUCUUCAGACUCGUUCCCAUCGAAAGAAGAACAACGAUAUCUCAAAAUACCUUUGAUACACGACAACUAUUUUACGAGUACCACUCACUUUAACAACUUUUACACUUCGAAACACUCACUCACUACUGAGACACACAAACCUCCUGGGAUGAAAUACUCCUUCGUUACUCUGGCCGCGGUGGCCGGAGCCGCACUCGCGGCGCCUCCGCCGUCUGCCAUCGACAACUUCGGCCCGGAUUUCUUCACCCCUUUCUGCAACCUCGACUACAAGGGCAAGCCAUGCGAGGAGCUCGUUGGAAAGGGCGACAAGAACGCUGAUGCCAUCUGCAAGGCUGGCCGUGAGCACUUCUGCGGUCCUAAUCAGAAGCGUGAUGCUGUCCCUGAGCCUCAGCCCGACCCUGUUGCUGAUCCCAUGCCCUGGUGUACUUGGCGUGGACAGCCCUGCUGGAAGGACAAGAUGAAGGCUAAGCGUGAAGCUAUUCCCGAGCCUGUUGCAGCUCCUCAACCCGACCCCGUUGCCGACCCCAUGCCAUGGUGUACCUGGCGUGGCCAGCCAUGCUGGAAGGAGAAGAUGGCCAAACGUGAGGCUAUCCCUGAACCAGUUGCUGCUCCCCAACCCGAUCCUGUCGCUGAGCCUAUGCCUUGGUGCACCUGGCGCGGACAACCUUGCUGGAAAGAAAAGAUGCGCAUGGCUAAGCGUGAACCCAUUGCUGAACCAGUUGCUGCCCCCAAGCCUGAUCCUGUCGCUGAACCUAUGCCUUGGUGCACUUGGCGUGGACAGCCCUGCUGGAAGGAAAAGAUGAGAAUGGCUAAACGCGAUGCUCUUCCUGAACCAGUUGCUGCUCCCAAGCCUGACCCUGUUGCCGAGCCCAUGCCUUGGUGCACAUGGCGAGGUCAGCCUUGCUGGAAGGAGAAGAUGCGCAUGGCCAAGCGUGAGCCUGAAGCUAUCCCCGAACCCGUCGCUGCUCCCAAGCCUGAUCCCGUUGCCGAGCCUAUGCCCUGGUGCACAUGGCGCGGACAGCCCUGCUGGAAGGAGAAGAUGAAGCUCAAGACCCGCGAAGCCGCUCCCGUCGCUGAGCCCGAGCCCAAGCCUUGGUGCAUGUGGCGCGGACAACCCUGCUGGAAGAAGACCAAGCGCGCCGCUGCCCCUGAACCCGCUCCCGAGGCUGAGAACGAACCUAGAUGGUGCAUGUGGCGAGGUCAGCCUUGCUGGAAGAAGACGAAACGUGAUGCUACUCCUGAGCCUUGGUGCAUGUGGCGUGGCCAGCCCUGCUGGAAGUCUAAGCGCGAUGCUGCUCCUGAGCCCUGGUGUAUGUGGCGAGGACAGCCAUGCUGGAAAGCCAAGCGCGAUGCCGGUCAAGCUCUCUCCAACGCCCUCCACGCAACUCGAUCUCUCGACACCCGAUCCGCCGACGCACCCAGCACCGCUCAUCUCCCCCGCGACGCCGCCCACAAGGCCAAGCGCUCCAUCGUCGAGCUCGCCAACCUGAUCGCCCUCUCUGCACGCGGUAGUCCCGAGGGGUACUUCAAGAGCCUCGAGCUCGAGACCUUCUUCCCCGACGCUGCUCCCAACGCUACCGCCAAGCGCGACCUCAACACUCUUCAGGAGGAUAAGCGCUGGUGCAUGUGGCGAGGACAACCUUGCUGGAAGGCCAAGCGCGCUGCUGAGGCAGUUCUCGAUGCCGUCGAUGGCGAUGAUGGUGCUACUGGUCCUGGAGGUCCCGACUCUCACUACGAUACUCGGGAUUUCAAGUCUGAGAACUUUGCGGCUAAGCGAGAUCUCAUUGCCAUCAAGGCAGCAGCUCGCAGCAUUGCCGACAUGCCCGAGGAAUAA
Molecule: messenger RNA, 1923 nt
Organism: Fusarium tjaetaba
Lineage: Eukaryota; Fungi; Ascomycota; Sordariomycetes; Hypocreales; Nectriaceae
Product: pheromone precursor 1
Exons: 1
Coding region: 1-1923 (640 amino acids)
Source: RefSeq, a predicted model, not a curated record